AUGAUGAGCAUCCAAGAGGAGUUCGAGAAGGCAGAGGAGCACGUCCUAAACUUCAAAGGUUCCAUCAAGGGCUGGAGAGUGAUUCCGCGUGAUAGGAUUGCCAGUGCACGGUUUCUGUUCACGGACUACUUCGCAACUGUCCCAACAUUCCAUGAAACUUUCUUUCGUCGUCGCUACCGGAUGAGCAGAAACUUGUUCUUGCAGGUAGUGGAAGGCGUGGAGAAGGCUGAUUACGACUUCAAGCUGAGGAAGGAUUGUUGCGGAAAACUUUCUUUCUCUCCUAUGCAGAAAUGCACGGUUGCACUAAGAAUGCUUGCUUAUGGUAAAGCAGCAGAUGCAAUUGAUGCAGAAAUACUGAUGGGGGAGACCACGGUCUUGAAGACCAAGGUGCAAUUUGCACACACUGCGGUGAAGGUGUUCAUACCCGAGUAUCUGAGAGAGCCAACUGUGGAGCACAUUGAAAAAUUGAUGGCAAUAGGAGAAGCAAGAAGAUUCCCCGAUACGCUAGGUUCAGUUGAUUGCAUGCACUUGCAGCGGAAGAACUCCCCAAUAGGUUUGCGUGGGCAAUAUCAAGGUCACGUCCAAGAAGCCACCGUCAUACUUGAAGCAGUGUCAUCGCAUGACUUGUGUGAAUUUGGCAUGCUUUCUUUGGCACGACAGGUUCGUGCAAUGACAUCAAUGUGCUCCAACGAUCUCCUUUGUUCAAAAGACUCUGUGAUGGCGAAGCCCCACCGUGCAACUAUACCAUCUACAGACAGAACUACACCAUGA
Molecule: messenger RNA, 771 nt
Organism: Aegilops tauschii subsp. strangulata
Lineage: Eukaryota; Viridiplantae; Streptophyta; Magnoliopsida; Poales; Poaceae
Source: RefSeq, a predicted model, not a curated record